GGCCUGGCAUCGCGGUGUAUGAAGCGCUCUUCCGCAGUCCGACUAGUUGAACAGCUAAAUCAACAUAGUUCUCAGGUAAAGAAAUACCUGUCUUGUCUUUAGCGAAGCAAAAGCAAUAGUACAUUUUGCAUCUUUUGCGUUCAUAUUCUGCUAUCGAAGUUCCCACAUCAACGAAGCAAGAUGGGUCGUAAUCAUCGUCCAAUGAAAACGUUGCUUGCUGUGGUUGGAGCUGGUACAGCCACAGCUGAGCGGAACUGGCGCGAUCCAACACAUCCACUACUAUCUCUAGUAUCUUCUGCACCGCGGCAGCAGGAAAAGGAAAACACCAACAAAGGAGCACAUCUUCAACAAAGUAAACUUCCAUCUCGUCCGCGCGACCACUGCACAUGUCUGGGAAUUUCUCCAACCGCGACUCAGAGUGAUGUAGGGGGAUUGGUUUCGCAGACGAGUGAUGGAGAAGGAGAUGAAGACUAUCGUGUCAUACUCGUGCCAGCCAAAGAUCACCCACAAGGGACCAUGCGGCCAGUCUAUGCCCCACAACCAGGCACACCGCGGUUGGUAGCACCGGAUUUGAGUCCAGAAUACGGACCAGGAUGGGGUAAGAACGAGACGGAGCCGAUUGGGUAGUACUAGACGGGAUGAACGCUAGUGCUAGUCUGGAAGGUCAGAAUCAGGAGUAUCAGAAUACAAUUUUUUGUGCUCUCUUAGAAGUGGAUUCAGUCUUGGUUGCACCACGAUCCAGGUACAUCCCGCAAGUCUCACACACGUUCGCCUAUUACGACGGGUCUUAUGCAUUGCAGAAUGACUGGGUUGGCAUCGCAGAGGCUACAACGUCCGCACGACUCUAUUCCCUGCCUGCAAACCAUCCUAGUGGUAAAGGUCAUGCCCUAAUGUCGAUUCAGGAAGUCUCCCGCAUCAUGCUGGAAAGGUGCACGACAGCGAGGUGUUCGGUAAUGACUGGAGGGAAAGUUGAGGCUAUAUCACGGAGUAACUGAAAGUUAAGUUAGUAGUACUGGAGUUAGUACCUAUGAAGAGAUCGACAUUGACACCUCAACGAUUUUCACUUUGUUUCUUCUCUAAUUCGUCCGCCGAAGAGCACGGUUACUACAGCACCUUAGAAGUUGACGAUAACGGAGAGGCCUUGACGAUAACUGAUGGUUCCGAGACAUGGGUUUUUCACAUCCUCAGUGAUCCUACAGGAAAGAGUGCUAUUUGGGCAGCACAACGAGUACCAGAUGACCAUUUUGCGGUCGUCGCAAACAUGUUUAUCAUCCGAGAAAUGGACUUGACGGACUCGAAGAACUUUUUGGCAAGCGAGAAGAUGGUACAAAUCGCGAAGCAGAUGGGAUGGUACAACUUUUGAUAGAGGUGUUGAAUUAUACAUGAUCGUGAAGUUGUAUGGUCUUGCUCGCUAGAUUUUUUCUUUCCAUGAUCUUCAAAUUCAAAUAACGUCUACCUUCUUCAAAAUUGCAUUACGUAACUACAUCUAAAACAAAUAUCCAACCCAAGGUACAACCCUGCAUCCGACGGACCCCAUAUCGAUUUUACGAAGACCUUCUCAGCUGGUGAAUAUGCGCAUCCAUACUAUAGUGCGCGCCGCGCGUGGCGCAUGCUCUCACAUGCGAAUCCGACGUUGAAUCUGGACCCUAUGUUAGGCUAUCAUUUGCAGAACAGUUCGCAGUCCUUGCCGUUCUCAGUCCCAGUAGCGAAGAAGCUGAGUCGAGAAGAUGUCUUCAAUUUCUACAGGGACCACUACGAAAACACCGACUUUGACCUCACAAAGGGUGCUGGCGCGGGUCCUUACGGGAAUCCAAUGCGGUAUGCUGAGGGAGCGGAGGAGGCUAAGAGGCCGUAUGGAGCAUGGGAAAGAAGUAUCGAUAUCUAUCGUACGACCAUGACGCAUGUGGCAGAGGUAAUGUUGAUUUAGGGGCUGGACUCUACUUUGUUCGUCUGUUAAGAAGUAGUUGCUCUUUAUUCUUUACAACAACGAGAUGGGAAUAUGAGUCUUGAAAAUAAGAGAUCAUCAUCAUGUGAAAUUAUUGUCGUUUCCACCACGAGCAGGGCAAACUUCCAGGUCAUCCCUGCUCCGGCCAUAGAGUCCAAGAAGUCUAGUUCCGCGUUGCCGCCGAAGAACACGUGCACGUUAUGGCACGCUCCAGGACGUGCGACCGCAAGUGUCUUUGUUCCGGUCUUCAUUCGUGGAGCGACAUCUUCGCCAAUAGAUUAUGGCUUACUCGAAAAUGUCGGAUCGUUGGUAUUUGUUGAAAAAAUACUACAAAGAACGACAAGAAAUAGAUUAUGGCUUACUCGAAAAUGUCGGAUCAUUGGUAUUUGUUGAGUAAAUACUAGAAAGAACACCUGUUCUUGUUGUCAAAGUAAUUCUUGUCCUCAUCUUCACCCUGCUCUAACGUUGAUUACGAACCGGCUCAAGUUGGAAGGUGGAGCAUGGAUCCCUGUGGUGGGCGGCUAAUGCAGUCGGCAACUGGAUGGAUCUCCGGUGGAAGGAUAUCAGAGCAGUGCUCGCGAAGUACCAAGCGAAGUUAGAACCACUGUUGAUCGAUUUUGCGAAGGAGUGGCAUCAGAAGAUGAGAAGGGAUGAAGAUGCGGAGAUCGGAGUAGAAGUGAGUGUACAACCAGCGGAAAAUAACAAUAUUAAGGAGGCAGUUGUAGAACAAGCACUGUCAUCAUGGUCAUCUUCUUCUUCAUCAAGCCAGGUGGAAUCUUCAAGCGGCAUCGUGAGCUCAAUCUCAGGCCUCAUUCGACAACUUGAAUCAACCGCAGGCUCUUCCCCGACUUCCUCAGGAGACUCUUGGCAGAAAUUGAUCACCGAAAUCACAUCUGCGCAUUGGCAACUAUUCUACAAGUUGAUGGCCCAAUUUCAGAAUGGCUACGUCUUUGAGGAUGGCGCUGCGAAGGGAUUGGGCUAUCCAGGCGACUAUCUGGACUCAAUAGGAUACGAGAGUGCCUUUCACGCAGAGAAAUCGCAGUUCGACUCGAUGCGAGCGAGGCUUAGCGCCUACCAGAAACUGGCAGAUGAUGUAAUCGCAAAACAGGGUGGUGGUGGUGGAGCUACAACAGAUGAAGUUUGGGCAUAGGACUCUUGUAGACCGCGAGGGUUGAUAAUUGUUGCGUGCAGGCCGUGAGAUUUAGAUACAAUCACAAUUUUUUAACAGGGGGUGGAACUACAAGCACGAAAUGCUUUACAAUGUAUACAAUUUUGCGGCCGCGGUCAUGCCAGUAGAUCACAAGAUGAAGGAAGAUGUUGAAGAUAAUUUUUGUUGUACACCCUCAAAAACCUACAACUAAUUACGUACACCUUAAUACGGCAAUAAGAUGUAUAUGUUGUUGACCUCCAGCAGUACGUAUUGGUCGUAGUUAUCAAGGUAGUAACCAACAUCAUCAUCAGACAGAUACCCGCCUCACGACACAUGGUUAAACCGCAUAUGAGUGCGAAGAUGAAUACUUGCUGGGUAGUUUUGCAAAGCACAAGCACAGUUGCCUGACAUCACCUUCUUGAAAAGUAUUGCUAUUUUUGCUGAAAUUUGAAACGUACUAAACACAUGAUGGAUAUCUUCUGCGGACUACUGCACGAGGACUCUCUGAAAAAGAAAGAUACCGGUCUAUUGCUACUUUACACAAGAAAGAAAC
Messenger RNA from Amoebophrya sp. A25, 3648 nucleotides. NCBI's taxonomy places the organism in Eukaryota, Dinophyceae, Syndiniales, Amoebophryaceae. The record is from the annotation of a GenBank genome assembly.